UGUGUGUGUGUGUGUGUGUGUGUGUGUGUGUGUGUGUGUGUAUAUAAAGUAAGAUAAGUUCUUCCUGUCCUUCGCUUUUCGUUGCUAGUUGAGACUUCAAGACAGAAAACCAGAACCAUGAAGGCUUACCUGCUGUUGCUGCUGCUGCUGCCUCUCUGCUCAGCUAAACAGUUUUCCAUCCAGUGUUACGGUCAGGACUUCCAUAUGGUCGACAACAUGCUGUUGGACUGCAGCAGUGACAUCAAACAGGCCUGCUACACCAAAGAUAACGGAGAAAAGGGCUGCAUUCAACUUGAAUACUGCUCCAAACCUGGCUGGGACUGCUGCCACACCAAUGGCUGCAAUGCAUGAGCCAAUCACAGCCCAGGAAUCAUUGACGUUGACAAAACAAAUAACGUGAAAUAAAGUUGUGACAGAGAA
Labrus mixtus (cuckoo wrasse) is the source of this 420-nucleotide messenger RNA. RefSeq lists its product as uncharacterized. NCBI's taxonomy places the organism in Eukaryota, Metazoa, Chordata, Actinopteri, Labriformes, Labridae. The coding region runs from base 118 to 351 and encodes 77 amino acids. The record is from RefSeq and is a predicted model, not a curated record. The transcript has 3 exons.